Cicer arietinum (chickpea) is the source of this 3779-nucleotide messenger RNA. Its product is annotated as protein NLP9-like. The record is from RefSeq and is a predicted model, not a curated record. Gene Ontology annotation, molecular function: protein binding; DNA-binding transcription factor activity. NCBI's taxonomy places the organism in Eukaryota, Viridiplantae, Streptophyta, Magnoliopsida, Fabales, Fabaceae.
AAUUAUUAAGGUUAACACUAAAAGGUGAGGCUAUGGUGUGGCGGGUCGACCAUGAUAAUAACUUUCUAUUUUUAGCAACCGGUUUAUGUGAAAGUGCCGUACACAAAUCCCACUUUCAUUCUUAAUAUCUUUCUUUUUAUAGAAACUUUCUAACUUUUUUGUCUUUACUUUAGAUAAUUUUGAGGUCGGUGCUUCUUAGGUUGUAGUUGUAGGAGCAACACAAUUCCUACUUUUUCCUUUUGUUAAGGUUCUGUGAAAAUCUUUAAUUUUGUUGAUUCUCAAGUUUGGUGCAAUACAACAACUGGGACUUAAAAAAAAGAUUAUUGAUAGAGUUUGAAAAUCUUUGAUUUUUAUGGUACAUUGUUUCAGUGAAGGAACUUGCUAUAUGGAGCUCGGGUUGAAGCUUUCAGUGUUUAUUUUGCAGGACUUCUGGAUGCUGGAAAUUUGGCAAGGAAUUUUUCGUACAAAUUUUUUUGCAAAGGGUCUCUAACAUUGGUUGAAUUUCAAUUUCAAUUUCAAUUUUUCUUUCCAACCUAAUAAUGGAAGACCAAUUUUCCUCUACGGAGAAAGGAAUUGGCUUUUGGACACCAUUGGAUGUUGGAAUGAAAAGUUCAACAACUUCAGAGGAUAUGUUUAACAACAUCUCUGAGCUUAUGAACUUUGAUACUUAUGCUGGUUGGUGCAAUGGUUCAUCAUCAGUGAAUGAUCAUGAUCAUAGUUUGGUUCAUGAGUUUUCAUCAUUUGCAUCAAUACCAUAUUCACCACAUGAUGGAUUGAAUUUAGUGGAACACAUUAAUGGUCCAUUCUUUAUGACAGAAAUUGGUGGUGGAAAUUACAAUGAUAUGGAUAACUCCACUAGUUAUGGUGGAAAUUACCAACUUGAAUUCUUAGAUACUAAUAAUUCAAAUGAAACAAAUAAUUCAGAUUCACAGCAAGGACAAAAUGGUUCAUUUCAGUUACUUAAUAGUAAUAACUCAUCAGAUAUGUGCAAUUACUUGAUACCCAAGUCACCUAGUUGGUCACUUGAUGAAAGAAUGAUGAGUGCUUUGUCCUUCUUUAAGGAAUCAGCUGGUGAGGGCAUAUUAGCACAAGUUUGGGUACCUGUUAAGUAUGGUGAUGAAUUCAUCUUAACCACAAGUGAUCAACCAUAUUUACUAGACCAAAAGCUUGCAGGGUACCGCGAAGUGUCGAGGUUGUUUACGUUUUCUGCAGAAAUGAAAAUGGGGUCUUGUCCUGGUCUUCCCGGUCGCGUGUUUAUCUCGCAUGUUCCUGAAUGGACCUCUAAUGUUGGUUACUACCAUAAAUCUGAGUAUUUGAGAUUAGAGCAUGCGAUUAGUCACGACGUUCGCGGAUCGAUUGCUCUUCCUAUAUCUGACAUGCUCUCUGAAGUUUCAUGUAGUGCUGUACUAGAACUUGUCACUACAAAGGAAAAGCUUAAUUUUGACAAAGAGUUAGAAUUUGUUUCUCAUGCACUUCAGCGUGUGAAUUUAAGGACUAUUAUGCCUCCAAGACUUCUUCCUCAGUGUGUAUCAAUUAACAAAAGAGCUGCUUUAACAGAGAUAAUUGAUGUGUUAAGAGCUGUUUGUCAUGCACAUAGAUUGCCGCUAGCAUUGACAUGGAUUCCAUGUUGUUAUAGCGAAGGAAAAGGAGAAGAAUCCGAGAGAAUCCGAAUUAAAGAAGGCCAUACAAGUUCGGAUGAAAAAUGUGUACUAUGUAUUGAAGAAUCAGCUUGCUAUAUAAAUGAUAAAAUGGUAGGAGGAUUUGUUCAUGCAUGUGCUGAUCAUCAUCUUGAGGAAGGACAAGGUAUAUCAGGAAAAGCUCUACAAUCAAAUCAUCCAUUCUUCUAUACCGAUGUGAAGGCUUAUGAUGUUAGCGAAUAUCCACUUGUUCAUCACGCACGAAAAUAUAGCUUGAAUGCUGCAGUUGCAAUUAGGCUAAGGAGUACAUAUACUAAUGAUGACGAUUAUGUAUUAGAAUUCUUUCUUCCUAUCAAUAUGACAGGAAGUUCAGAACAACAACUGUUAUUAGACAAUCUCUCAGAUACUAUGAGGAGAAUUUGUAAAAGUUUGAGGACAGUUUCAGAAGCUGAACUAAGAGGGAUACAAGGUUCCCAAGAUGGGUUUCAAAAGGAAAAUGUCUCAGGUUUUUUUUCAUUGUCUAGGGGAAACUCUCAGAUAGCAUUUACAACUGGUGACCAAGAUUUAUUUCAGAUGUCAUUGAAUGCAACUAACCUAAAAAAUAUUCAAGGUCAUUGUCAGGCAACAAAUGCACCGAGAAAGCAGAUUGAGAAAAAGAGAAGUGCAGUAGAGAAAAAUGUUAGCUUGAGUGUUCUCCAACAAUACUUUUCUGGUAGUCUGAAAGAUGCUGCAAAAAGAAUUGGAGUAUGUCCAACAACUCUGAAGAGGAUAUGCAGACAACAUGGAAUUUCAAGAUGGCCGUCGCGCAAGAUAAAUAAAGUGAACCGAUCGUUGAAGAAGAUACAAACUGUUCUUGAUUCUGUCCAAGGAGUUGAAGGAGUUCUGAAGUUUGAUCCUCACACUGGUGGAUUUGUAGCAGGAGGAUCAAUCAUUCAACAAAUUGGUUCACAUAAAAGUCUCAUGUUCCCAGAGAAUUUUUUCGCUCAAGACCUCGCGCCCGCGCCUAUAACAACUCGGGAACCAAUCUCAGUAACUCCACCACCUUGUGAGAAUUCAGCCAUUAAGUUGGAGGAUGGAUUGAAGAAAGAAAAUGCUUCUUCUGUUGAUUGUAUUCAAGAUUCAACAUCAAUAACCAUGCAUGAUGAACCAUGUCAAACAUCGUGGAUUUGGACAAAGACUCAAGAUUGUCCUAAACAAACAUCUAUAGGUUCUGUUUUUGAAAAACAAGAUGAUCAAUGUGGGUUGAACAAGACUAGUUCAUUCUCAUUGAUUGAACAUGAACUUGGUGGGGACGAAAAUAACCAACCUACUUCUUCAAGCAUGACAGAUUCAUCCAAUGCCUCUGGAUCAAUGGUUCGUCGAAGCUCAUCAGGCUCUCAACAAAGCUUUGAGAAUCGAAAGCGUUCGAAAAUGAAAUCAGUUUGUGUUGAUAGUGAGUCGAAAUUUGCUGUCAAAGCUAACUAUAAAGGAGAUACUAUUCGAUUCAAGUUUGAUCCCUCUGUAGGUUGUUUUCGACUAUAUGAAGAAGUUACAACAAGGUUCAAAUUACAAAAUGGUUCAUUUACACUCAAAUAUCUAGAUGAUGAGGAGGAAUGGGUGAUGUUGGUGAAUGAUUCUGAUUUGAAGGAAUGUGUGGAAAUUUUGAGUGAUGUUGGCACACAUUGUGUGAAGUUACUUGUUCGUGAUAUACAUGGAAGUAUAGUAACUAGUAACAGUUGAUUUGAUUCUACUCAGAUAUCUCAUCAUAUAUUAUUAUGUAAUGAAGCAUGGCUUCAAUGAUACAGUUGAAGUAUUGCUUCAACAAUAUUUUGUUAGUUGAUCGCAUCAGAUUCUAAAACCAUGCAAGGCGGAAGAAUUUUUUUUUCACAAGGAAUCUAUGAUAGAUGCAAAAUUUCAUUUCUAGUGAAGAUGUUGCAUGUGUUUUCAUUGUGUUAAAUGUUUAUUGUAGUUUUCCAAAGAUAGGUUGGAGUAAGGUCAAGCUCUUUAGGGUGGAUGUUUUUAGAAGAUAGAACGAUUUUCAUAUGUAAUCACUAUUAAUAAGAGUGUGCGAGCACACGCCCACACAUAUAUAACUCUCGAGUCCUGUGGAAUGUAGAGUGUAAACAAUCUCUAUAGAUUUGAGUCUUUUGCUUUUGUUCUCCA